Messenger RNA from Drechmeria coniospora, 2820 nucleotides. RefSeq lists its product as uncharacterized. Gene Ontology annotation, molecular function: transcription cis-regulatory region binding; DNA-binding transcription factor activity, RNA polymerase II-specific. The record is from RefSeq and is a predicted model, not a curated record. Gene Ontology annotation, cellular component: nucleus. Gene Ontology annotation, biological process: regulation of DNA-templated transcription. The transcript is spliced from 7 exons. Bases 1 to 2820 code for a protein of 939 amino acids. NCBI's taxonomy places the organism in Eukaryota, Fungi, Ascomycota, Sordariomycetes, Hypocreales, Ophiocordycipitaceae.
AUGUCGGCUCAUGCCAUGCCGGAACACUGGACCGAGCUCAACACGGCGAAGAAGCAAGGGCAACUUUGCCUGGCUGAGGUAGACUCUAUCAAAAGCUCGUGUGCGAAAAAUUGCGUCAAUGAUCAGGUGGGAAAUUGCUCGAACUGCUAUGAGAAGGUGUUGGAUCGAAUACGGCAGAGAUACAUGGACAGCCAGGGCCGGGAGUGGUUCACUGGCCGGAAGGCGUUCCUCCACGAGCUUGAGGGUCUAUUUGAAGAAGCCAAGGCUCGCAAGAGGAGCGUCAGAUCCAUUGAGGCCAGGAUAGAGUCCGAGAAAGAGGCGUGGUAUCGAUGGGUCUUGCGAACGUACCCCGACUUCAUCACGACGACGGUCCAGCUGGCCAAUCAAGAAGAGCAUAGGCUGAUGCUGGAUAACCCUGGCCAACCAAGGGCGGAACUGGUGGGCAAGAUGCUGGAGGGAAUCGGAAAACCAGCGGACUGGCCACUGAGCGUCGAGGCAUUUGCAGAGCGAGUGGCGGCCGUACAGGAUAAUGCUGAGGAGUUGAAGAAGCUCUACAUGGCCGAAUUCUUCCAUGACAAGUCCUCCGGCCUUGUUCUAGACAGCGCCCAGCAAUAUCUGGACGAGUACCGGCACAGCGACAGUCUGACACUGGAGGGCAUCAUGGACAGAGUUGCGUCCGAUUUAAAGGCAACCAGAAGCUCGCAAUCGCUGCGAGACAAGCACACAAGACGACUGGGCGAGCUCCGGAGAGCCAGGACGGCAUUUGAGCAGCACAAGAAACUGGCUAAGGGACGGUUAUCCAGCAAAAAUGCCCCGUCGGCCCCGAGCGGCAUGCUUCAAAACCCACCAGCCUGCUUGGUUUGUGGGAAGACGGUAGACUACAAGGAGCUGCUUUCGUGCUCCUUCUGCCAGGCCAUGGCUCACAUGGGAGGGCGAAAGAAUCUGACGGUGUAUUGUACCGAAGAGUGUUACCACAUCGGUCACAAUGAGCAUGUGGAAGAAGAACAUAGUUGCGAGGCUGGCGAAAAGUGUGUUCAGCUUGAGGACAAGGACGUGGAGAUGAACGACGGCACUUGUGCCGAACUGGUCGAGGACACUGCGCGGCUACAAUCACACUCGCGGACACCAGGCCCGUCCAAAAGUUUCAGCAUCGACUUUGCUGUCCCGAGGCCGGAGGCCGACGACAGCUUUGCCGCUUUACACGGUUCUCAUGAAGCUUUCGUCGAUAGACUGUUUCAAGAAGAUGCUGAUCUCGAUAUGUCCGAGCCGUCACAUUCUUCUCGGGCACUUCCGACCCCGUCGGCUUCAUCGACACACUCGAUCCAAGAAUUCCAAGGAACACCAUCGUUCAACCUCGCAUCGGCCGAGGCGCUUCUGACUUCAUUUCGAUCGAUGCUUGGAUAUUUUCCUUGCAUUCUACUUCCCCAUGAUGCGACCGUGCCGCGCCUCGCUGCCACCAGACCCUUUGUCUUGUUGGCAAUUCUGGCUGCUGCGUCUGGUUCGAGGACCCUCCAGGGGCACAACCUGUACGAUGACGAGUUCAGAAAGGUGCUCGGGCUCAAGUUUGUGGCUGGUGGUGAGAGGAGCCUGGAGCUGCUCCAGGGUAUUCUCAUUUAUUGUGCGUGGUACCCCUUCCACCUGCGACCGAAGAACAAGCAGGCGAUUCAGUACCUGCGAAUGGCAGGAGACUUGAUCCACGACCUCGAAUUGGAUGAGCCGUUGACAACCCAGCAUGAGCUACGAGUGCAUGUGGCGACUGACCAGCAGCUCGACGGUAUCCGGGCUCAUCUGGGCUACAUAUACAUCAUUUCGACUUUUGCUGCCACUUGGCAAGGAAAGCGAGGCCUUGCAGUUGCCUUCACCUCGUGGACAAAUGUCUGCUGCGACAUACUCGAAGAAAACGCGCAGGACGACGGAGACCUGGUGCUUUCUACGUUGUACCAUCUGUCGAGCAUUCUAUACGAGGCAUCCGAAGCGACUCAAAAGUGCAAAGACCAAAGCGAGCAGCACAGUAGGCUGAUCCUAUCUGGCCUCGGCUUGCAAUUUCGUGAGCUGCAAGCUAGAUUGCCUCCCGCCGCUGCCGAUUCUCCACCUGUGACGAUGCAGACAAUGUUCAUGGAGUUUUACCUCGACGGCGGCCUCAUUCUCAGCCUCCCUCGUCCCGGGUCCCCUUUGUUGAGGGUUGGACCUUUUCCGCCUACCGCGUUCAAGUUAUAUGACGCGUCUCGGAAACUCGGAGAGUUCCUCGAGCACGUUAGUUCUCUAGAGGAAGCAUCAUUCUUGGCAUUUUCCCUCAGCGAUUGGACACGUCUCAUACUCGCCAUCAUCCAGGCACUUCGCCUGUCCUUCGACCAGCCGCAGGGUGCCGAGCAUGACUCUUCGACUGCCCGGUCAGAACUUCAAUUCGGUCGGUUUUUGUCCAAGAUGUGCCAGGAGACAAAUAUUACGCCGGCCUCUAGAGGGGUCGACGUGCUGUCGGCCUUUCGAGUCGUCUUGGGUGUGGUCGAGAAAAAGUACGAGCGUCGCCUCUUGGCCGUCGAGCAAGCGCAACCCGCUGCCAAAAGCAUGCAUCAUAGGUGCCCUAUGCUGGAUGGAAGUCUGAAACAAUUCUUACCCCUAUGGGAUGCUGAGUUUGGACCGAUGCCGAUGCCACAAGCUCCAUCGAGGCCAUCCGAGGCAGCUGCACCGCCCAUGUUUCAUGAUCUCUGGGCGACGAUGACGAUGGGGUGGACAAGCGAUGACAACGCAUUUGAGGAUGGUAAUUCAGAUCCCAAGUCGAGCUCGGCUUGGAGAGUAACAAGCGAAGCGAGAAGCGUGUGA